Molecule: messenger RNA, 3342 nt
Organism: Papilio polytes (common Mormon)
Lineage: Eukaryota; Metazoa; Arthropoda; Insecta; Lepidoptera; Papilionidae
Product: cGMP-specific 3',5'-cyclic phosphodiesterase-like
Exons: 18
Biological process (GO): signal transduction
Molecular function (GO): 3',5'-cyclic-nucleotide phosphodiesterase activity; protein binding
Source: RefSeq, a predicted model, not a curated record
GUUUGUGAUUAAAUCGUGCUCGCGUGUGAAUAACGCGAAAUCUUAAAUUAAAACCAGUGUGUAACCGGUUAAUUAACUAGUGUUUUACUAUCACCUGUGACGUCAUUGUUUACCACAAUUUGGUACAGACAGACGCGUCGAUAUUUGCUACGUAGUGACCAAGUUACGUACAUUUUUCAGCGAACGUAAAAAAAAUCAAUGAUAUCAAAAAGAAAUGUCGACCAAAAAUCCAGAAACAGUCAACCCUAAAGAAACACUACAUAAGUAACCAUGACAUCCGAAGAACCUAUCGAUGUUGUCACCAAAUCCGAGAAAAAGACAGGAACGAGCUUCCCAAACGAUAGCUCGGGUGACAAUAAAACAGCGAACCACUCGGACGAAAGUAAAAAACGAUCACAAGAGCUAAUGCGUUUAGUAUAUGAAUUGCCUGAAGAUAUAAGGAAACCAGAAAUAAACAUGUUGAAAGAAAACCCACCGAUAACAAUACUUGAGAUAACUGAACAGAACGGUUGUGAAACAGAACUAGGAAGUACGCAAUGUGAUAAUGAUUAUUGUAAAGAAUCUAUUCCAGAUAACGAAUUUGAUACUUAUCCUAACGAAGUAACUCAUUGUGACGAAUACAAAGAAGUUAUAGACAGAUCUUCACCGGAUUGUACUGAUGAAGAAUUGAAUGAAUUGAAGAGAAUAUUAGAGAACAAACCGAAAGUUCUGGAAAGAUAUUUAAGGGAAUGUGCGUCUUCAGACGAAUUAAACCGGAUACAUAAUAUAACGUCAUGCGGACCAUUAUCACCAAGGCCUCAUCACGAAGCGAGAAGUACAUCGGUGACGUCAGACCUAUUCCAAUUAUGGUUGUCGUCGUCACCAGUAAAGAGAUCCCGUUCGCCGAGCAGUUCCGCACAGAGGCAGCUAGAUGAGGCCGACCUGUUUAUGGACCUCAUCAAAGACGUGGCCAAUGAACUGGAUAUUGAUGUAUUAUGUCACAAGAUUUUAGUAAACGUAUGCUUGCUGACAUCAGCAGAUCGCGGCAGCUUGUUCUUGGCCAAAGGGAUACCACCGAACCGAUAUCUUCAAGCUAAACUCUUCGAUGUGACCAGAGACACAGAACUAUACGACGCACUUCGUACAGCAAGAACUCAAGAGAUCAGAAUACCUUUCGGCGUCGGCGUAGCGGGGUUGGCAGCACAAACGAAACAUCCUAUUAAUAUAAGAAACGCAUACGCGGAUCCCAGGUUCAACAGUGAAAUUGACGCCCGCACAGGUUAUAAAACGGAAUUGAUCCUCUGCAUGCCGAUCUGCAACUACGAGGGAGAUGUGGUCGGUGUCGCACAGAUUAUAAACAAAACAGAUGGUUCAAAGGAAUUCUCCGCAAGAGACGUUGAAGUAUUCCGUCGGUACCUUACCUUCUGUGGCAUAGGUAUUCAAAACGCGCAGCUCUUCGAGUCUUCAGUCCUCGAGUACAAAAGGAAUCAAAUCCUUCUAGCACUAGCUAGAAGUAUAUUUGAAGAACAGAGUAAUCUAGAAUGUCUAGUGACGAAGAUAAUGACGGAGGCACGAGAGUUACUGAAGUGCGAAAGAUGUGCUGUGUUCUUAUUGGAUACUGAUCAUUGUGAAUCGAGCCACCUGGAGCGCAUAGUGCAGCGGCCCGGCGGGCAGCGCAGCGGCGUGCUGGCGCUGCCGCCGCCCGCGCCCACGCGCUUCCACACGCUGUUCGAGCUCGGCGCGCACCACUCCCGGACCACGCUCACGCCCCGACACGACAACCGCUCCACGCUCGCCUCCAUCGCGCUCGCGGUGGCGCAGUCUAACAAGGCGCUGAACAUCUGUGAGGUGGAGCAGUGGCGGCGCGAGCACAUGGCGGCGGCGGCGGCGGGGGCGGGGGCGGGGGCGGACGACGCGCGCAGCGUGCGCACCCUGCUCUGCAUGCCCAUCGUCAACGCCAACAAGGACGUCAUCGGCGUCGCGCAGCUCAUCAACAAGGAAAACGGUUCUCAAUUCACAGACGGAGAUAUAUCUAUUUUCGAAGCGUUCGCCAUUUUCUGUGGCCUCGGCAUACACAAUACACAGAUGUAUGAGAACGCUUGCAAACUGAUGGCCAAACAAAAGGUGGCGCUGGAAUGCCUCUCGUACCACGCGACGGCCUCCGCCGAGGACACCAACAAGCUGAGCCAAGACGUCAUCCCCUCCGCGGAUAGCUAUAACUUGUACAGCUUUCAAUUUCACGAUUUUGAUCUGUCAGACGAGGACACGUGUCGGGCGACGCUACGCAUGUUCCUGCAGUGCAACUUGGUGGAGAAGUUCCAUAUACCGUAUGAUGUAUUAUGCAGAUGGAUACUAAGCGUUAAGAAGAACUAUCGUCCAGUGAAGUACCACAACUGGCGACACGCGCUGAACGUAGCCCAGACGAUGUUCGCGAUGCUGAAGACCGGGAAGAUGGAGAGGUUCAUGUCGGACCUUGAGAUCCUCGGCCUGCUGGUGGCCUGCCUCUGCCACGACCUGGACCACAGGGGGACUAACAACGCCUUCCAGACCAAGACUGAAAGUCCCCUCGCGAUACUAUACUCCACGUCUACUAUGGAACACCACCACUUCGAUCAGUGUGUCAUGAUAUUGAACAGCGAGAGUAAUAAUAUCUUUCAGGCGCUGUCUCCGUGCGACUACAAGGCGGUGAUGCGCGCCGUGGAGACCGCCAUCCUCUCCACGGACCUCGCCAUGUACUUCAAGAAGAAGUCCAAGUUCCUAGAGCUCGUCGACAACGGCGAGUUCGACUGGCAGAGCCCCGAGAAGAAGGAGCUGCUGUGCGGUAUGAUGAUGACGGCGUGCGACGUGUCGGCCAUCGCCAAGCCGUGGGAGGUGCAGCACAAGGUGGCCAAGCUGGUGGCAGACGAAUUUUUCAUACAAUUAUUUUCCAGGGAGAAGAAAGACGAGCUGCCACAGAUGCAAGUGGGCUUCAUAGACAUGAUCUGCUUGCCGCUGUACAAGGUGCUGUCGGACACCUUCCCCUGGAUACAGCCGCUGUACGCCGGCACCAUGGACAACAGGCAGCGCUGGCAGGACCUCGCGGAGAAGGUGGAGAUGGGCCUCACCUGGAUAGACCAUGAUACUAUCGACAAACCGAUCGAAGAAUUCACUGCAUCAAACGAAGCAAUAAAAGACGUGGAGUUAACUGUUACAACAUUGAACUGCACAAAACCAGUGCAAGAAACAAGCAAUAUGGCGCUCGUGAAGAAAACCUAUUCUCUGAGAAGACCUAAACCAGGCACACUGCCGUCACGACCCCCUAGGAAUAAAUUCACUAGCCUCCUGCAGAUCCCUCUACGCGCCAAGCUGCCCAGCCGACGAGAG